AUGUAUCAGCUACGCUACAGCCUUGGUAUUGGCAUUGUCGUCAUAUUAGCGCAGUAUCGGCAACAGCACUUGUUUUUCACCAGUCGACACUCACUAUCAGCCAAAUACUCUGCGACCAACUUCCAAUCACCCAAUCAUGGCCCGUACCAUCGAUACUGGGAGCCUGAGAACGAGCGCCUCCAAUUCCAAGAAGAGCUAGUCGCAAAUCGCGCAGCUUGGAAGGUGCUUGGCGAAGGGUGGGAAGGCAAGGUUUUCGCCUAUAAAGACUCAGUCAUCAAGACUUUUACGCCGGGGCGUAGUCCUUUUCGCAAUUGUGCACCAAACAUGGCUACCAAAUGGCCAACGGAGAUACCCGCAUCCCUAAGAUUCGGAGGUAUCAGCACUGAAGACGAUACAAACACAACAUACCAUGGGUUUCUUCCAGUCAAGGCACACUUCGUGGCAUCGUCAUCUCCCGGAGCGCCAGCGGAGUGGCAUCUAGUCACUCCGCUAUUGGACGGUGGUAGUCUUGGAACACUGGCCGAACACUUGUACUCGAGGGAAAGGCCCAAGUCACACAGAGAGAUGGACGCAAUCUUUCGUCCAGCCUUCAAUCGACUACUGACGAGCAUGAGCACUCUCCAUGAUGCAGGCUACUGCCACGACGAUAUCAAGCCCUCAAAUAUCUUCAUUCAAGAUGAGUCACACUGGAUGAUAGGUGACUUGGGGAACGUUCGAGAAGUCUUCCACCCUUACCACUCAUCACGUAUUUGGACGGACAAUGGGCAGAUGGGCGACUGUCGAGCAAAUGACGCGGUACGGGCUCUCAAGACUUACCUCAAAUUCAUACAGUCCUCAAUAGCCGACGAUAACGAGUUCAACGUAGCGAUACUAGGAGGGCAUGAGCCUAUGAGCAGGCUCUUCUGGCGGACAUUGGCAGAUGCACGUUAUAUCAGUGCGGCGGAGCUCCACAAACGCUCCAUUGUCGAAUACCCGGAAGCGUUCUCAAGGACAGUGGACAACAGGAUUGCAAAAUCCGCGCGACAUGCUUCUCUUACAGGUCUCUUUUCACGGCGACUUGCAACGAAGCUGGCGGUUGACCAUGCGCUUAUGACGCGCAUAGAUGAAAGGAGUGCACGAUGGUGGGGAAUGGUUUGGCUAUUCGGACUGCCUGAUGCAAAACGUUGUGACCUAUAA
This is a messenger RNA of Pyrenophora tritici-repentis Pt-1C-BFP, 1176 nucleotides long. RefSeq names its product SPS1, Serine-threonine protein kinase. Gene Ontology annotation, biological process: protein phosphorylation. Gene Ontology annotation, molecular function: ATP binding; protein kinase activity. NCBI's taxonomy places the organism in Eukaryota, Fungi, Ascomycota, Dothideomycetes, Pleosporales, Pleosporaceae. The record is from RefSeq and is a predicted model, not a curated record.